GCUGUGCCACCUCCGUGUCCGGGAGGUGUGACCGGGGUGCCCCGCCCGUGCCUCGGGCCGCGCUGCGGUGCCAUCGGCCGGGCUGUGCCCUCCCCUCCGAGGGUUCGGGGCUGUUUCAGGGCUCGGGGCUGUUCCCCGCAGGGAGCCAUGGCUGAGAAGAUCCUGGUGACGGGCGGCGCCGGCUACAUCGGCAGCCACUGCGUGCUGGAGCUGCUGCAGGCCGGCUUCGUCCCCGUGGUCAUCGACAACUUCCACAACGCCGUCCGAGGCUCCCAGGAGCUCCCCGAGAGCCUCCGGCGGGUGCAGGAGAUCGCGCAGCGCCCCGUGCUCUUCCAGGAGCUCGACAUCACGGACGAGGCCGCGCUCCAGGAGCUCUUCAGGAAGCACCAGUUCUCGGCCGUGAUGCACUUUGCGGGGCUGAAGGCCGUGGGGGAGUCCGUGCAGAAGCCUCUGGAAUAUUACAGAGUGAACCUCACCGGGACCAUCCGGCUGCUGGAGGCCAUGAAGGCCCACGGCGUGAGGAACAUCGUGUUCAGCAGCUCCGCCACCGUCUACGGGGACCCCAAGUACCUCCCCCUGGACGAGAACCACCCCGUGGGGGGCUGCACCAACCCCUACGGCAAAUCCAAGUUCUUCAUCGAGGAGAUGAUCCGGGAUCUGUGCAGAGCAGAGCGGGACUGGAACGCCGUCCUGCUGCGCUACUUCAACCCCAUCGGCGCCCACGAGUCGGGGAUGAUCGGGGAGGAUCCUCAGGGCAUCCCCAACAACCUCAUGCCCUAUGUGGCUCAGGUGGCAGUGGGACGCCGGGAAUUCCUGAGCGUCUUUGGGAACGACUACAAGACGGACGAUGGGACGGGAGUCAGGGAUUACAUCCACGUCGUGGACCUGGCCAAGGGCCACAUCGCUGCUCUGAAGAAGCUCAAGGAGAACUGCGGCUGCAAGAUCUACAACCUGGGCACAGGCACCGGCUACUCCGUGCUGCAGAUGGUCCAGGCCAUGGAGAAAGCCUCGGGGAGGGAGAUCAAAUACCGGAUCACAGCCCGGCGGGAGGGAGACGUGGCCUCCUGCUACGCUGACCCCGCGCUGGCCGAGCGGGAGCUGGGCUGGAAAGCCGCCUUUGGCCUGGACAAGAUGUGUGAGGACCUGUGGCGGUGGCAGCUGCAGAACCCCACGGGCUUCAGCAAGAACUGAGCUGUGGCUGAGGGCUGGCGGGGCCUGGGGCUGCUCUGAGCCAGCUCUGCCUCCUUCCCCAAGGGCUGCCACCACCCCUGGAGAGCAGUCCCAGCUCCCCCUCCUGCCUCUGGCACGGGGUAGGAAGGCUGGAGCAUCCCCAGCCUCCUCAUCCUCAUCCCCCGGGUCUCUGCACCUCCCAGACCAGAACCACAGAACAGAGCCAGGGCCUGGCUUGGCACCCCAGGCAUGGAACCCCUGGUGGGGAUGCCCAGGGGCUGCAGCCAGCCCAGGCUGGGAGCGGGGCCCUCCCUGUGCCCUGGGCAUCCAGCACUGGGACUCCCGAGCCCUGCUGGGACUCCCGGGCCCUGCUGGGACUCGCGGGCCCUGCUGGGACUCGCGGGCCCUGCUGGGACUCGCGGGUCCUGCUGAGCCCAAACUGCAGCACAGCCCCUGCUCCCUCCCUGGCUCGUGGGCUCAGGGGCAGCCCAAGGCCCCUCUGCCCCUGCCCUGGCACAGAGAGGGCACCACGAACCUCCCACAGGGACCAGUCACAUUCCAAGGCCACCACGGCUCAUCUCCCCAGCCCAGGGCUUCCUCCACCCCCUUUUCCCUGCCCCCAGCAUGGUUUUGGGGACCAGAUCUCAUCUCCCUGCUCUGGCACUGCCCAAGGUGGUGCCAACCUGGCCGGUGCCUGCUUUGGCUCUUGUGGCAGCCCAGCCCCUCCACAAAGGCUGCCCGGAGCUGGCUCUGCCCCUGCCCCACACUGCUCCUGUUUAUUCCUGGCAGCUCCCAGGGCUCUGCCGGGCAGGGAUGACGCAGUCAGCCCCGUGUGCUGGCGGCUGGAUGAAUAACUUAUGCUCCUAAAUUAUGAAUUGAGCUUUUGAUUUGUUUUUAAAAUAAACUUUCCUACUUUCUAA
Prinia subflava (tawny-flanked prinia) is the source of this 2090-nucleotide messenger RNA. RefSeq names its product UDP-galactose-4-epimerase (gene GALE). Gene Ontology annotation, molecular function: UDP-glucose 4-epimerase activity. The transcript is spliced from 10 exons. The record is from RefSeq and is a predicted model, not a curated record. Lineage: Eukaryota; Metazoa; Chordata; Aves; Passeriformes; Cisticolidae. Gene Ontology annotation, cellular component: cytosol. Gene Ontology annotation, biological process: beta-D-galactose catabolic process via UDP-galactose, Leloir pathway. Bases 148 to 1191 code for a protein of 347 amino acids.